Messenger RNA from Morchella sextelata, 1470 nucleotides. RefSeq lists its product as uncharacterized. The coding region runs from base 1 to 1470 and encodes 489 amino acids. Lineage: Eukaryota; Fungi; Ascomycota; Pezizomycetes; Pezizales; Morchellaceae. The transcript has 3 exons. The record is from RefSeq and is a predicted model, not a curated record.
AUGGCCGACUGGUCGCAUCCUGGCGCCUCCUACAACGCCCCCUACCAGUCUCCCUAUGUCAACCAGCCUUCCAGCUAUGUCCAUGCUGCUCCUCCCCCAGCGCCAAUGCCUAGCCAGUACGAUUACCCGCAGAGCCCCGACAUCCGUUAUGCCGAGCCUGGUUCCCCCAUUGUGUACCCGGUAUCACCAGUAGGAUCCCCGCCUCGUUCUCGCGAUAGCUCCCGACCAAGGCCCAGCUCCUUUGGGGGGGAGCCGUUCAUUGGCGUUCCGGAUGGUGGGCGAGAGAGAAUGUAUCACACUAGCCACCUGAUUGUUGGUCCUAGCAGCCAAGCCCUGUCCCGCUCAGCCUCAGAGCGCUCCCGCCCCCGCCGCAGGGCCCCUGCUGAGGUCGAUUACAUUGACGUGGUUAAAACCGGUACAAGCAACAGAGGCCGUCCUGGCCGCUCUGGCAGCGUUAACUACUAUUACGAUGGCAGAGAUGGAGGAAAGAAGUAUACCCACAAUGCUGCAGGGUCUACUUACAGCAACUCCUCGUACGGGUCCAGGUCUCAUUCAAGGGUCCGUCACUCAAGGUCCCCGUCUUGUGAUUCGUGCGGCUCCGGCUGCGAAGAGGAUCAUGCCGUAACGACUAGGUCCGGGGCUGUGGUCAUCCAUAGUGCAAAUAAUCAGGGAAAUGCACUGGCUGAGCAGCUCCGUAUGGUGCAGAUGGAGUUAGAAAAAGUCAGGCUAGAGAAAGAAACGAAGCUGAAGGAGGAGGAAGAGCACAAACACAGGGAGGUAGCUGUCCAGGCCAGAGUUCGUGAAACACUUGCCGAGCAAAAACAGCGAGAGCAAGCAGAACGAGCGCGAAACAGCGAGAUCGAGCGAAAGGUUGCCGAGCAACUUGCAGCCAGGAGCGCCAAGGAGCAGGCCGAGAAGGCCGCUAAGGAGGCCGAGAGGGCCAGGAUCACGCAGGAGGCCGAGAAGCUUCUUAGGGAGCGACAGGCCGCGGAAGAAAGGAAGAGAGCGGAGGAAGCGGCUAACGAGGAAAAGAUGAGGCUCAUCGUUGAGGAACGGAUCAAGAAAAUGCAGCCGCCCCCGCCCCCGCAGCCCGCAGCACGCCUAACAUACACCAAGUUCUCCAAAGUCCAUCUUUGCAAGGAGGCUUUGGAUGAGCGUAACAUUGGCUACACGGAAGAGUCCGAGCACUUCCUUGUUCAUAGAGUUGUCGAUAAAAACGAGCAGAAUUACCUCUGGGCCCGCACCAAGGAAAUUAGGAGUUACUACCGGCAAAUUCAAGAAGCUGCAGACCGAGCCCCCACUGUCCGUACACAAGAAGGCGCCUAUGUCAAAUACGUACAAAUUGCUGGCCAGCCGCACCCGAUCGCCCUCCCAGUGACUUUCACCCAGACCCCCGGUGGUGGCCAAACCCAACGGGUUGAUCCUAUCAAGAUCAAGUGGUCCGACAUUUUCAAACCUUCAAAGUUCUAG